CGAGGAACUUGACAUUGAACCUUCGUGUCACGCAUGAACAUUUGCAUACAUUAUGGCUCGGAAACGUGACCAUUAACUAGAAUGCAUGUAAAACACAUGUAUGGACACGGAAAAGUCGACGAAAAGAUUAUGUGCGCAUGGGCGUCUCUAUGGUGACGAGUGACUCUUGCCACGACCUCUAGUCGUUCCUAUCAAUCCAUUACAACGUUAUCAUGCCGCGGCAGGUGAACCUCUGUCCACAAGAGUUCUGAUUCGAAAGUUUUCCGUACAAAGUUUCCGUUGGUACAUUCAAAUUUUCAUCGAGUAAUCGCCGUCGCGAUCUAGUCGGUCGAUGCAACAAAAGUCACCUUGAAAAAGGAUCAAGGAUCUUUUAUUAUGUAAGUUCGCGGUGCACGAUAUAACGUGGUGACUCGCAAGAAAACAACCUCGACGUCUCACUUCCGCCGAAGGGAAAGCAAGUUAUAGAAAAUCGCACAAAGGAUAUAGAAAUUGUUGUGCUCGCGUCAUCUUCGAGUCAGAAAUUCAUCACGUGUACCGCGGCUCUUUUUUGAAAGGAUACACCAUCGAUUUUUCUACGAUACUCGAUAUUAUUUUCGUGGGCAGACUUUGUCGAUCCUUGUACUUUGAUUACUUGGCUAUCUGCUUGGAAAUUCAUGGGAAUCUAUUGCACGGCGAUAUGGAAGAGAUUAGGAUAUAGAGUAGUCUAAACUUGUCCUUUGAUUGAGUUGGGGUAAAAUGGUGCGAUGAAUAUCACUGAAAUUUAAUAAAAAGAUAUAUAUAUAUAUAUAUAUAUCUUUUUAUUAAAUUACUUGAGAAAUCGCUUCUGUAUAGAUACUCUUUGCACGUUCACCGGAAGUUGUUAUUUCGCUUGUCUUGAAAAGUCCUCGUCGGUCUCAGUGCUGAAAGUGUUAAAUGUGAAGCAGAAUAAACGAUUCGAGUAAAAGCAUGUAAAAAGUGUGUACCACGUAACUUCCAUGGUGUACGGUAGUUCAACUACACGCGGACGGGUGUUGCUGUUGACUUUCACGCCGAAGAACCGACGGAAUCGUUCGUUGGUCACGUAAUUAAGUACCAAAGUCGAUCGAGCUGAUUCAACGACGCGAAAGUGUGACUCGGUCCGAGAACUGCAAACGACGAGUUCGUGAGUUCGAAACGAUUCGGAGGGGUAAUUGAGAAUCGAUUUGGAAAAGUUACUACAGGAAAGUACCGCGAACAGGACUUCUAAUGUGAGAAAGAAGUCAUCUUGUGCGAGCCUUCGAGGAGACUUGGAGGAACGUGUCAGGGAAAGUGAAUCGGUUGGCUGGAAGCAUGUGAGUAAAUGGCCGUGACGGAAUCCCAUCAUCCUUCGAACGACCUACUAUGGGCACCUGCCUGGACACUGAUCAACAAAAUGGAUCGCAGGUGUUCGAAGAGACUGAUGCUCGAAGUGCAGGAAAAUGGAGAGGAGAGGCUGGUCUCUUGGCAACACCUCCGAAUGGGUAUUUUCCGCAACAAAACGUCGGUCCAAUUAAAUUCGAAGUACCAAAAGUGCCCGUCAUAUUUGUCCUUGGUGGUCCCGGUAGCGGCAAGGUGACACAUUGCGACAAUUUGAUCCAAGAAAAGAAGGGCAUAACACACAUUAACAUGAUGGAUCUCCUUCAACAGUACGCGCUCGGAAAUGAUAUGCAAGAUUUCGGGCAACUUAGCAGUAAGACUGUAGCGGAAGUCCUCAUGCUCGAAAUCAAGAUGUCUCCAGGAUCCAAAGUCUUUCUCGUCAGCGGAUAUCCACGUAAUAUGCGUGACGUAGUUGAAUACGCCGAUAAAAUAAAAAUUGUAAAUGGAGUGAUCCUCGUGUCCUGGAGACAGGAGAUCCUCGAAAGGCAAAUUGACUUCGGUGCCCAGCUAGGACAAGUGGUCAUCGAGCUGGCGAGAAUGGAACUUUACAAUUUUUAUAGAAACGUUAUGCCUGUCGCGGAAUACUUUGAUCAAAGCGGGAUGUUGCUAGAGGUAAACGGAGAAAGAAAUCCAAACGAUGUAUACAUCGAUUUUCGCGAGGCAGUUUUUAAAAUACUCGGACUCUCGAACGAGGUCCAAGACAAGAAUGUUCCCCAAACUUUAAAAACAGAAGUAGAAAUUGAAAGGAGAAAGGAGUCUGUUUCGAAAUCGCCAUCCAACAAAAUUGUGGAUGCAGAAAAAAGAACACAAGUAUCUGUUACGAAUGGUGUAAAGGCUACAAAAACUGCAGUUAGGCCUAGAAAGGGAUUACCUCUGUUUAUAUGGGUUAUAGGUGGACCAGGAAGCAACAAAGAAAAUUUAUGUACUCAAGCUGUUCGCAAUAUGCCAGGUUGGGUCCAUGUGAGCAUAGGUGGACUACUCAGAACAAUGGCAACGUCGAACACUAUCGUCAAGGAGGCUAUCGUGUCUGGAGAAAUGGUCCCACAGGACAUUGUAAUGCAAGCGGUAGAGCAACAGGUCAUUUUGAAUCGUGACACGGAUGGCAUAAUAAUAGAUGGCUAUCCAAGGGGAUUAACUCAAGUCCAAGAAUUUGAAACUAAGUUUGGUCAAGAGCCACCUUUAGUGCUACUGGAUUGUUCCAAGUUACAACUUGGUAGAGGAAGACUAGACGAUAAUGUCUCAGCAUUUAAGAAAAGAUUAGAACUCUUCCGUGAAGUAUCAUUGCCCAUGUUGAAAGCACUGGAUAAUGAAAAUCGCUUAACAAUAAUAGAUGGUGACACAGAUGUACCAAGCGUACAACAAGAAUUUGCUGCCGCGGUUUACCAAUUGAUGACUCAAUCGCAACGUACAGCAAGGGAAGAGCCACGAAGUUCUAAAUUAUUAACGUUGCAAACAGAGAAUGGCACCAGCCCUACCCAAUUCGUUUCUAAUAACAAAUAUCAAACCGUCAUAUCGAACGGAAAUAGUAAACAAUCAUUUGACGAUAAUCCGAAUAUCGAGAACGCGAUAAACGCUACGAAGAACAUGAAUGGAAUUAGUCUGCAAGGAGCAGUACAAAUUGCCAAUGGAUUAAAGAAUACAGCGAAACAGGCACAGAAGAAUGGCGUUGCUCGUGUGCAAAAUGGUAUCGCAAACGGUGCUGCACACAUGUUGCAAAAUGGUGUAGCACAUUUGACUAAUAAAAUCGUGCCAGAUAACAAUAAAAUUGCACCAGCUAUCCAGAAUAAUUUGACGAAUGGCACGAAAGAUGCUGUGAGGAAAAUGUACAAUGAAGUCGAGGGUUACCAACAGAGCUUACAUAUGUAACUGUUUGUCUGAACUGAAAUAUCGGGAAUAUUUCUAUAUGUUAAUAUUGUCAAUAUUCUAUCAAUAGUUAUGUUGACCUAACUUUUUAUAACAAUAUUUGCAUUAAGUGUCACAAAACCGAGAAAUAUUGAAGCUACCUUUCAAUAAAACUUAUAUAGCAUUGUGCCUUAAAAUGAACAUAAUUUAAAUAGAACUAAUAGAAGAUUCAAGAAAAGCCAAACACAAAGUUACUUUUGCAGAGAUAGUAUAAGUACCCAGUUUAAUAAUAAGUGUUAAAUUAGUAAAAUAUCGAGACAAGUGUUUAAUUAUACAAAUUUCGAGACCAACUCUAUCUGAGAGUUAUCAGAAUGAUUUACUCGGUGCGUUUUUUUUUUUUUUUAUAUGUUAUUUAAUUCAACAUUAAAUUCCAUCUCUCAUUUGUAAUAAGAUUGACACAAUUCAAAGAGAAGAAAUUCUUUUAGAGU
Hylaeus anthracinus is the source of this 3704-nucleotide messenger RNA. Its product is annotated as adenylate kinase isoenzyme 5. Lineage: Eukaryota; Metazoa; Arthropoda; Insecta; Hymenoptera; Colletidae. Gene Ontology annotation, biological process: UDP biosynthetic process; nucleoside triphosphate biosynthetic process; CDP biosynthetic process. Bases 1360 to 3240 code for a protein of 626 amino acids. Gene Ontology annotation, cellular component: cytosol; cytoplasm; nucleus. Gene Ontology annotation, molecular function: AMP kinase activity; ATP binding; UMP kinase activity. The record is from RefSeq and is a predicted model, not a curated record. The transcript is spliced from 11 exons.